CUGCAUUGGCAGUUGCUUGCCAAAGUUUGGGUAAAUCCGUGAGUGACUUGCAGACUUUCGUCACGUUAAGCGAAUGUCCUCUUCUGUUCUAGAGUGUUGCUUGUUCUAGUUAUUUACAAUCUUAAUAUGUGCCAGAAGCUUUCCUUAUUGGAUUUAGCUACCAAAUCUGUAGGAAUUUGUUUUAUGUAAAACAGUAAAAAUAAUUUGAAUAAAUCAUGACUCUACAGUCUCUACAUUGUUCUCAUAUAAUGCCGACGGGUGGUCGUCAUGGAACACACUUGGAAUUCUCUGAAAUCUCUCCUAAUCUUCUUGCCGCCGCAAUUAACGAAAACUUUGGAAUUACAGGAAAAGGAGAAGUUGCUGUGCUGAGCAUUGAUUACAGUGGUGGCGGGUCUGCACUUCAAGGACCCAAGUUCAGUGGUCGAGCGUCAGUGUUUGCUUAUGAGACCGCUUUGACAAGCUUGUGCUGGUGCUCCCAAGCCCCUCACCUCAUCCUCACGGGGGCGAAAGAUGGCCGACUGCUCCUCUGGAAUGCUGGCAAGCCUCAGGAAGAAGCGUUAGUUCAGCAGUACGUGGGACCUGUGCGAGAAGUGGCAGCCGUGGCCUGGAGUCCCGUGGCCUCUGAGCCACGCUUCGUGGCUGCUUCCUGGGAUGGUUCUAUACUGAUGUUUGACCCGGCCGUGGGCAUCGCUACCCAACACGUCGCUCAGUUCCCGUGUCUGGUGUACGACGUGCGAUGGUCGCCACGCUUUCCCAACACCUUCAUCGCUGCCGCCGGAGACGGUACGGUGCGCGUGUACCAAGGAGGCCUGCCAGGGGUGACGGUCCCCGCCCGUCCAGGGGCCGACGUCCUCAGCUGCGAUUGGAGCCCCACUUCUCCCUACCUCCUGGCUACCGCUGACGCCGAGGCUGGCGUCAGGCUCUGGGACCUGCGCUUCUGUCAGCAGCCGCUCGCCGCCAUGCAGGGACACUCGAAGGCCGUCAAUAAAGUGCGGUUCUCCCCUCACCUCCCCAGCACCCUCGCCACCGCCUCCUACGACUUCACCACCCGAGUGUGGGACAUGGACGGCCGAAUGUUGACGUCAUCGGCGCACAGCGGCUUCAGCGUCAGUGUGGCGUGGAGCGCCGGCGCAGCAGGUGUGCUCGCCGACUGCUCCUGGGAUUCCACACUCGCCCUCUACGUUAUCUGAUUACUUAAUUUUGUUCGUGACAUUAUUUUUCGUGGGCAAAUAUUUAAUGAUUUCAAUGUCAGUUGAUCCUACAUUUAUCUGAGAUUAUUCUCAGUGGGCAAAUUAUGAUUUUAAUAUCCAUUGUUCUUCAAUGGAUAUUAAUUAAUGGAUAUCCAUCUUCCAUUCUAUUGUUCCUAUCCUUAACCGAGAUUAAUGCUCGUAGGCAGAUGAUUAUUUAAACAGGUAUAAAGUGUUCCUGCAUUCGGUUCACCAUAAAAUAACGAAGCUCUCUGUUAAAUGAAAUGCUAACUUCUGGAACUUCGUUACAAUUUAUGUACACAACAAAUGCCGGCAACCUAUUUAGUUUUGAAGCGGCCAUUACAUAUUUAUUUGUCACUUACUAAAAUUUUUAAUUGAUCCAUUAAAAUGACCUUCAAAUGAUAUCUAUAUUCAUCAGCAACUUCAUACGAUUUUUUUCACAAACUGUGAUAUUCGUGCCAUGAUUUGCAACUGGUGAUUCAUCAUUUUCUAUUAUACGUCUGGCUGGAAAGAUAUCAUAUUAUA
Molecule: messenger RNA, 1733 nt
Organism: Hyalella azteca
Lineage: Eukaryota; Metazoa; Arthropoda; Malacostraca; Amphipoda; Hyalellidae
Gene: Pex7
Product: peroxisomal targeting signal 2 receptor
Exons: 8
Coding region: 216-1190 (324 amino acids)
Biological process (GO): protein import into peroxisome matrix
Cellular component (GO): peroxisomal matrix; cytosol
Molecular function (GO): protein binding
Source: RefSeq, a predicted model, not a curated record